This is a messenger RNA of Peromyscus maniculatus bairdii (prairie deer mouse), 2888 nucleotides long. The record is from RefSeq and is a predicted model, not a curated record. Lineage: Eukaryota; Metazoa; Chordata; Mammalia; Rodentia; Cricetidae.
UCAGCGUGUUCCGGGGUGGGGACGGGGUGGCUGGGCCCCUUUGGCGGUGCAGAAGCUCCUGGAGCCUCAGGCGCCCCGUGGACCUGAUGGGGCUGCGGGGGACCGGCCUGCACAUCCUCAUCUUCCUCCCGCUUUGCCGGCUGAGUGCCUCCUGCAGAGCUGGCAGCUGCUGCUUUGAGAAGCUCCCGCUGCACCCAGACGGAGCCCCAGGUCCGGCACUGCCGCUGCACCCAGACGGAGCCCCAGGCUCCUUGUCAGGACCCAGGAACUUGAGUUGCUACCGGGUUUCCGGAGCCGAAUACGAAUGCUCCUGGCACUACGACGGCUCUGAGGCCAAUGUCUCUCACUUCCUGAGGUGCUGCUUUGGAGGUGGGCGCUGCUGCUACUUCCCUGCGGGCCGGUCCAGGACUGUGCAGUUCUCGGAACAGGCUGGUGUCCCUGUGCUGUCCAAGGUCACGCUCUGGGUGGAGUCUCGGCUCGGCAACUGGACCUUGAAGUCCCCGGCGAUAUCCCUGUACCUGUCCCACUGGACCAAGGCCAGCCCUCCCCCGGGGGACAUCAAAGUGUCUCGUUGGGACGGCCAGUUACGCCUGGACUGGAAUGUUUCCGAUGAGGUCCAGGCUGAGGUGCAGUUCAGACGCCGGACGCCCACAACAAAUUGGACGUUGGGUGACUGUGGACCCCAGGAUAGCUCUGGCUCAGGUGUGAUUGAGGACACUCAUGGCGGCAGUUCUGAGUCCUGCCUCUGCCCGUCGGAGAGCCUGGCCCAGGAGCUGCAGAUCCGGCGGCGGCUGCGGCUCCCGUCGGGGGCCCCCGGGGGUCCCUGGAGCAGUUGGAGCGUCUCCGUGUGUGUUCCACCCGAACCCUUUCCCCAGCCUGAGGUCACGUUCCUGGUGGGGCCCCUGGGCCGAGGUGGAAGGCGGAAUCUGACCAUGCAGGCGCAGGCCGCGCAGCCCGCUGUCCCCGAGGGUUGCGGGGGAGACGAGUCUGGUGCGCAGGCGCGGCACUUGGUGCGCGUGCACAUGCUGUCUUGCGCGUGUCAGAGGAGGACCUCGAAGACCGUGUCCCUGGGCAGGACGCUGAGGCUCUCCGGGGCCGCCUACGACCUGGUGGUGCUCACCAAGACUCGCCUCGGCCUCAGCCCCAACCGGACGUGGCACCUGCCCGCCCCCAAUGUCUCAGAGCUCCCCCCGGAGAUGAGAACCCUGGACGUCAGCGUGGACGGCAACGUGACCUCCGUGCGCUGGGCGGCGGGGGACCCCGGCACCACCUACUGCGUGGAGCGGCGGGCGCCGGGCGGGAGCCACGCCCACUGCGCCCUGAUUGGGCCGGAGGACGGGGGCGCGGCCGGGGCGGUGUCGCACCGCUGGCGCUCAGCGCCCGGCCUGCACCACGAGGGCUGUUACCACGUGGCGGUCUUCGCCACCAAGAACCCCGAGAAGCCACUGCUGUGGUCCACGGUCCUGUCCGGUUACUACUUCGGGGGUAACACUUCCGUGGCCGGGACCCCGCGCCAAGUGUCGGUGAGGAAGCACAGCGGGGACUCGGUGUCCGUGGAGUGGACGCCGUCCCCGCUGGGCGGCUGCCCGGGGGUCCUGACUCGAUACGUCGUGCGCUGCGAGGCUGAGGAUGGCGAGUGGGCGUCAGAGUGGCUCGUGCCGCCCACGGAGACGCGAGUGACGCUGCGGGGACUGCGCGCCGGCGCGGCGUACAGGGUCCGGGUGCGGGCGGACACCGCGCGGCUCCCCGGCGCCUGGAGCCCCGCGCAGCGCUUCCCGCUCGAGGUGCGGAUUUCCCGGUUAGCCAUCAUUUUUGCGUCCCUGGGGAGCUUCGCCAGUGUCCUCCUCCUGGGCAGCCUCGGGGCCGCCUGGCGCCUGUGCCCACCCCUGCCCACCCCCUGUGCCAGCACGGCUGUGGAGUUCCCGGGCAGCCAGGGCAAGCAGGCCUGGCAGUGGCGCAGCCCCGCGGACUUCCCGGAAGUGGUGUGCCCGCGAGGGACGCUAGUGGUGGAGGCGGCCCGGGACGCGGACGACGCCCCCGCCGUCCCGGAGCCCCCGCUCCGGGGCGGGAGUCCGGGGGGCGCGGCUGCCGUGGGAGGCCGGCGCGCGGUGACCAAGACUUCCGUCCGCUUCCGGGGCGGGGAGAAGCCGCGGCGUCCAACGGGCUUCUGCAUCCGAGUGACAGCUCGGGACCCCGGGGAGGAGACACUACCGGUGAUUGACAGCAGCUGGGGAGCGACCCCAUCGGUCGGAAGUGUCCGGGGCUCCCCGACGGACGAGGUCCGGCCGUCACGGCCCGCGCUGGGAAAUGGCCGCUCGGAGACUCCGGCAUCCGGUCGCUGCUCCGUCCUGCCCCUCGUCCCCGCCCCGGCCGCCCGCGCUGCCCGUCCUGUGAACGCACAGCCGCGGUGCCCUCCGCCGGCCCUGCAGGAGCGGCCGUGCAGUCGUCUGCAGAGCUCUCAGGGCGGGCGGGCAGCGGCCUGGUCCUCCCAGCCUCAGUUUCCCUCGCACAGGAGCGGGGACCCCCGCCCACUCGGGGUCCGCGAGGGCCCGGUUGUCUCCCCGGCCCUGCGCCCCACCCCAGACGUCUCCACAGCCCCACCACCCCGCACCCCCGCGGUGCGCAGUUCCCCGGCCUCUCCCCCCCUCUCCCCCGGCUCCUCCAGCGCCGACGGACGCUCCCGGCGCCGGCCCGAGCCCCGGGGCCGCCGUGGCCUCCGCGAGCCCCGAGUCCGUGCCCUUCCCACGCAGUCCCAGUGCGGGGUGAGAUCGCUGCGCGCAGGCGGGGCGGCCGCACCCUCCCACCCACAGCCCGGCCCCGGGGGUCAGGGCCAAGCGGGCUUCCCGGAGGAGGCGGCUCGGGGGCCCAGGCUGGAUGCGGGGCGGUGA